Messenger RNA from Solanum verrucosum, 1047 nucleotides. Its product is annotated as transcription factor bHLH18-like. The transcript is spliced from 4 exons. The record is from RefSeq and is a predicted model, not a curated record. Bases 1 to 1047 code for a protein of 348 amino acids. NCBI's taxonomy places the organism in Eukaryota, Viridiplantae, Streptophyta, Magnoliopsida, Solanales, Solanaceae. Gene Ontology annotation, molecular function: protein dimerization activity.
AUGGAUAUUUCAUCAGCUACAUGGUGGUCUGAAAUGGAUGUUAUGAAUAUGAAUGAUCUUCAAUACACUGAUCACGGCCAGAUGAUGGCCACAUUUGAUGAUUUUCCAUUCAAUAAUGACCUAUUUACCUCUUGCACCUUCGAUAAUAUUCAAGCUUCUCAAAUAUUUGAGGAGUUACCAGCCUUUUGCAGUUCAACAAAAGCAAUUUACCAGAAUAAUACCACUUUUUCUUCUCCUCCGCCUUCUUCAUCCCCCAGUGUUAUUUCCAUUUCCAACUCCAAUUCGCCAUCAGCCACUCCUACUACUACUGCCCAAAACUACUUUAAAAAUUUGAAUACAUCUGUUAAGACUGAGAUUCCAUCAGGAACUACUUUAAACUUCUCCUCAUCAAAUACUUUUCCUGAUUCUGAUUACGAUGAUAGUAAGCAACUAUUCCAGGCCAUGGGAUUUGGCGCUGAUGAUAUUUCUCAGACGAAGAAGAAGAUGAAUUAUAGUAGAACGCCUUUGCAGGCUCAAGACCACGUUUUGUCUGAAAGAAAGAGAAGAGAACGACUCACUCAGUACUUCGUAACUCUCUCCACCCUCAUCCCUAACCUAAAGAAGUUGGAUAAGGCAUCAAUACUUGGAGAUGCGAUUACAUAUAUAAAACAACUUGAAGAACAAGUAAAAAGGCUCGACGAAGAAGCUAAUAAGGAACCAGUAGUACCAGUUAAGAGAAUUCGUUUGCUCUCAAAUUAUGACAAUUCUUCAACUUGUAAUGAAAACUCCAACAAAUCAGUCAUCCCAGAUAUUGAAGUUAGAGCUUCAGAUGGAAAUGUCCUGAUUAGAGUUAGUUGCAAAAAGCAAGAGGGAAUAAUAAAGGAAAUAUUCAGCCAAGUAGAAAUGUUUCAUCUCACUAUUACUAGUAGCAGUGUCAUCCCAUUUGGUUAUGAUACAACACACAUAACUAUUGUUGCUCAGAUGGAUCAUCAGUUGAACAUGACAACAGAAUAUGUUGCGAACAAAUUACGUUUAUCUAUAAUGAAGGCUAUCAAUAGCCAUGAAUAA